Molecule: messenger RNA, 972 nt
Organism: Penicillium malachiteum
Lineage: Eukaryota; Fungi; Ascomycota; Eurotiomycetes; Eurotiales; Aspergillaceae
Product: short-chain dehydrogenases/reductase
Exons: 2
Coding region: 1-972 (323 amino acids)
Biological process (GO): phosphatidic acid biosynthetic process; triglyceride catabolic process
Cellular component (GO): endoplasmic reticulum; lipid droplet
Molecular function (GO): acylglycerone-phosphate reductase (NADP+) activity; triacylglycerol lipase activity
Source: RefSeq, a predicted model, not a curated record
AUGUCUCCACCAACUAAAAAUCGAUCUAUCCUGAUUACUGGAUGCUCCCAAGGCGGGGCAGGAAAUGCCUUGGCAUUGGAAUUUGCGGCCCAGGGUCUGAGAGUAUUUGCAACUGCUCGUUCCCUCGAGUCGAUGAGCAACCUUUCGCAGAGUGGAAUUGAGACCCUCGUUUUGGAUGUUACCGUUCCAGAAAGCAUUCUAGCGUUGAAAGACGACAUUACCAAACGCACCGGCGGGACUCUCGACAUCUUAUACAACAAUGCUGGCUCCAGUAAGUUUUCUUAUUAUAAACCUGAAUCCUUCCUGCGUUCGGCCUUUCGCGGUUUGCUAAAUUCGGACCCAGUGUACGAGGCCCCCGCCAUAGAGGCCGAUCCCACGAAAGUGAAGAAAAUGUUCGACACAAAUGUAUUCGGUCUAUUCGAUAUAGUGACAGCUUUCACCCCUCUCCUGAUCGCUGCUAAGGCCCGCAAUCCGAAUUCAAAACCAACAAUCGUCAACGUUGCUUCGAUACUGGCCCGGCUUCCGUUUCCCUUUGCGUCUGCAUAUAAUGCGACAAAGGCCGCAGUAUCCGCUUACUCUGAUACAUUGCGGCUUGAAAUGGACCCUCUUGGCAUUCGAGUCGUCACAUUUUUUAUGGGCGAAGUCUCUACCAAGCUUCGAUCGGCAGACGGUAUCAACUUCAGACCGGACAGUUUGUAUGCCGACGCCGAGGUUAAGGUUAAGGAGAGGACCGAGCAAAGCGCGAAAGCCUCUAUCACACCAGCCGCUUUGGCUAAGCAGGUUGUCCCUGACGUUCUCGGAACAAAGGAAGUCAGCUAUAUUUGGAAAGGGACAAAUGCCUUCAUUGUUUGGUUGCUCAAUGCCAUAGGGCCUCGAAAGGUUUUCGAUUCGACUGUGAUGGGGCCGGUGGGCUUUAGCGAUAAGAAUCAGGUGAAACGGAUCUUUGAACGUGGACAGAGGAUGUUUGCGUAG